Melanotaenia boesemani (Boeseman's rainbowfish) is the source of this 6434-nucleotide messenger RNA. RefSeq names its product neuropilin 1a (gene nrp1a). The coding region runs from base 874 to 3648 and encodes 924 amino acids. Gene Ontology annotation, cellular component: membrane. NCBI's taxonomy places the organism in Eukaryota, Metazoa, Chordata, Actinopteri, Atheriniformes, Melanotaeniidae. Gene Ontology annotation, biological process: vascular endothelial growth factor signaling pathway; axon guidance; angiogenesis. The transcript has 18 exons. Gene Ontology annotation, molecular function: semaphorin receptor activity; vascular endothelial growth factor receptor activity. The record is from RefSeq and is a predicted model, not a curated record.
GCAAGGACUCAAACCGUCCGCAUUUGCAUCAGUGGAAGGACAGAGAGCGGUGGCGCACGGAGAGACGGAGGAGGAGAAACUUACAUUAAAGAAAAAAACAGCUUUAUUUAAAACCGAUCAUAUUGUGUCUCUGGGAAAGUGCUUCAUCCCGUUUUCCUCUCUCGGUGGUCGGGACUUGAGUUGUGACAGUGCUGACUGAGAAGCAGACACGGAGGGAGACCCGGAGAGAUCAGCGGGCAAGAGGCUUGUCAGUACGCGGAGAGGAGAGCGUGUCUCUGGGCAUCUGCUGCGCGUCUUUGCGCGGACCCGGACGGACUCUGCUGUAGGGGUUUAUUUAUUUAUUAAAGAAGGUGGACCCUUGGGAUGAAAUAAAUUGAUUUGUCUUUCAUUGUGGAGCUCUAGAGAAGAGCUGGUGACAUUUGGAAGAGAUUCGGAAGAAGCCUGUCGGACUCUGCUUCACGCAUGUUGGAAGUGGAGAGAGGAGGGCUGGAUGCCUGCGGGUUUGCAAGUCCUCAAGACACAGACAAGGAUUACAUCUCGCCCGGGCAUCAUCUGAAGGAGUAGGGACGCAAGGUGGAGGCGGGGUGGCUCUUUUCUUUCCGGAGUGGAUAUGGCACGGUCGGUGCUGGAAAGAGGAGAGCAGCCGGCACGGGCGAGAGAAAGCAGGAGCUGAGUGUCAGGAUGCCAGCGACCUGAGCACGCAUUCGGAUCACUCCCAACUUUACCAGAAAAAGAAGCUUUUGUUUUUUAUUCUGUCGAAUUGAAGGAGAGAAGAAGAAAACCAGUUAAACAAUCUUUUGAAAGAGUUUCACCUUGGAGUGUUUUUCUUUUUGAACGCGUAAUUUUCUGUUUUAUUUGGGUGAUAAAACAAGGAUGCAUUGUGGAUUAGUUUUUCUCCUGUUCAUGGGAAUCCUCCUGGUGGUCAAGGCUUUCAAAAACGAUAAAUGUGGAGGCAACAUCAGAAUCUCAACCGCCAGCUACCUCACUUCGCCGGGAUACCCCAUGUCUUACCCCCCCAGUCAGAAAUGCAUGUGGGUGAUCUCGGCGCCUGGUCCUCACCAGCGGAUUCUCAUCAACUUCAACCCGCAUUUUGAUCUGGAGGACCGGGAGUGCAAGUAUGACUAUGUGGAGGUGCGAGAUGGCGUGGAUGAAAGCGGUCAGCUGGUGGGGAAAUACUGUGGGAAGAUCGCCCCCUCUCCGGUCGUCUCUUCCGGAAACCAGCUCUUCAUUAAGUUUGUGUCUGACUAUGAGACCCACGGGGCAGGUUUCUCCAUCCGAUACGAGAUCUUUAAGACAGGUCCUGAAUGCUCCAGGAACUUCACCUCCAACAGCGGAGUCAUAAAGUCGCCUGGAUUCCCAGAGAAGUACCCCAACAACCUGGACUGCACUUUCAUGAUCUUUGCCCCAAAGAAGUCAGAAAUCAUUUUGGAGUUUGAGAGCUUUGAGCUGGAGCCUGACACGACGCCCCCUACUGGUGUGUUUUGCCGCUACGACCGACUGGAGAUCUGGGAUGGCUUCCCUGGAGUUGGGCCUUACGUCGGAAGGUACUGUGGACAGAACACCCCGGGCAGGAUCAUCUCUUACACUGGCAUUUUGGCACUGACAAUCAACACUGACAGUGCCAUAGCAAAGGAAGGAUUUUCUGCCAACUUUACGGUUAUCGAAAGGACCGUUCCAGAAGACUUUGACUGCAGCGACCCUUUGGGAAUGGAAUCGGGAGAGAUAACAUCAGACCAAAUCAUAGCUUCAUCCCAGUACAACCCCAGCUGGUCCCCAGAGCGCUCUCGCCUCAACUACUAUGAAAAUGCAUGGACUCCGGCAGAAGACUCCAACAAGGAGUGGAUCCAGGUGGACUUUGGCUUUUUACGGUUUGUCUCAGCUGUCGGUACCCAGGGUGCCAUUUCCCAGGAGACCCGGAGGAUUUACUUUGUCAAGUCCUACAAAGUAGACGUCAGCUCGAAUGGAGAGGACUGGAUUACUCUGAAAGAAGGAUCAAAACAGAAGGUAUUCCAAGGCAACACCAACCCUACCGACGUUACCAAGACGAUGUUUCCCAAACCCACGCUGACACGCUUUGUCCGGAUCCGUCCGGUCACCUGGGAAACUGGCAUUGCACUGCGCUUCGAAGUGUACGGCUGUAAGAUAUCAGAGUAUCCGUGUUCAGGAAUGCUGGGCAUGGUGUCAGGUUUGAUCACAGACAACCAGAUCAGCGCCUCCUCCCAUACGGACCGGAGCUGGGUACCGGAGAACGCCCGGCUGCUGACCAGCAGGAUGGGCUGGACCCUGCUGCCCCAGCCACAGACCUUCACCAACGAGUGGCUGCAGGUCGAUCUUGGUGAGGAAAAGCUGGUGAAGGGGUUGAUCAUCCAGGGGGGGAAGCUUCGCGAGAACAAGGUCUUCAUGAAGAAGUUCCGUCUUGGAUACAGUAACAACGGAUCCGACUGGAGGAUGGUGUAUGACGCCAACGUAAACAAGCCAAAGAUAUUUGAAGGCAACAGCAAUUACGACACCCCUGAACUGAGGACGGUGGAGCCUCUGCUGAGCCGUUUCAUCAGGAUUUAUCCAGAGAGGGCCACUCCUUUCGGGAUGGGUCUGCGACUUGAACUUGUGGGCUGUGAGAUUGAAGCUCCCACUUCUCCCCCCACCACACUGGCCCCCAGCACCACCCCGUCAGACGAGUGUGACGACGACCAGGCGAGCUGCCACAGCGGCACAGGUGAUGACUACGACAUGACAGGUGGUACCAUGAUGCCAGGGACCACCACUGCUGAAGCGGAUACCAUCCCUGCUUUUCUGUGGUUUGCCUGUGACUUCGGCUGGGCCAAUGAUCCGUCCUUCUGCAGCUGGGUAUCAGAGGAUACUGGUUCCAGGUGGCAGAUCCAGUCCAGCGGCACCCCAACUCUCAACACUGGACCCAACAUGGACCACACAGGUGGAUCGGGGAAUUUCAUCUACACCUUAGCAACUGGUCUCCAGGAGACCGAGGUGGCUCGACUGGUGAGUCCGGUGGUCAGUUCCCCAGAUUCUGACCUAUGUGUGUCCUUUUGGUACCACAUGUUCGGGUCGCGCAUCGGCACGUUGCAUAUCAAACAACGGAAACAGACGCUGGAUGGGCCGGCUGACAUCCUGCUAUGGACAGUCAGUGGUCACCAAGGCAACCGCUGGAGGGAAGGCCGUGUUCUUGUGCCUCGCACCAACAAACCAUAUCAGGUGGUGAUUGAAGGUGUUGUGGAAAGAAAAAGCUGGGGAGACAUCGCUGUGGAUGACAUUAAGGUGCUCAAUGGACUCAGUAUGCAAGAUUGCAAAGAUCCUGACGUGCCGACUGAGCCCAUGCUACCUGAGGAUAGAUUCAACGAAAUCCUUGAGGGAAUCACAGAAUAUCCAGACUUUGUAGAGAGCAACCAGAUCAGUGGAGCGGGCAACAUGCUGAAGACACUCGACCCCAUCCUCAUUACCAUUAUCGCCAUGUCGGCCCUGGGGGUCUUCCUGGGGGCCAUCUGCGGGGUGGUUUUGUACUGCGCCUGCUCGCAUGGAGCCAUGUCAGAGAGGAACUUAUCAGCCCUGGAGAACUAUAACUUUGAACUGGUGGAUGGUGUCAAGCUAAAAAAAGACAAACUCAACGUACAGAGCUCAUAUACAGAGGCAUGAGAUGCGACUGACUGCAUUUGUGUGACUGGAAGACGGGCAGAGCUCGCACAAGACUGUCUUUAGGCUCUCAUAUAUCUGCGAGCAGGCAGGCUCAACAGGACUGCCAAGACCCUCAACUCACCGGAUGAGGGACAGGUUCAGGAACCAGUGGGAGGUUUGGACUGAUCCACGCUUUUCUCAGGAGCUGCAGUAAAAAGAAUUUACCAGUAGGGGACACUGUGUACAAAUAAAAUACAGGAAAACAAAAUGUACAGAUGAUUUAGAUGAUAUUUUAAUUUUGUAUUAUGAUUUUCAUUCAUUUUUACAAUCGGAUGCUGGUGUUGAGACCAAUUUAUUAAUAAUGUUUAAAGUAUUUAUCAUUUUCUGGGAGAGAAAAGUGUUGUUAUUUUAGUCUCGGUUCAUCAAGGCCGUUUUUAUUGUUUGUUUUCCAAGAAAGAGACGCAACAAAAUCCUAAAUGAACCAUAUCUGGCGAAGCUGUAGAUUUGCCCCGUGGUGUGGCAUACAGAGUACCCAUUAUCCUAACCCAUGUACCCCUUCCCCUUCAACCCCUAUCACUCUAACUUGAGGGUCCCAUUCAUGGCAAUGUAUGGUUCUGACAGUGCCUUUAGUACCUUUUGGUUAGCCUCCACUGUUGAUAUGUAUUUCUUUCCUUUUUCCUAAUUGUACUUAGCUUAAGUUAUGAUGACAGGAAACAGGGGCACAUUACCUUCAAAAUACCUGCUAAACAGGAUAAUAGCUCAUCACAGCGCUUUUUUCUGUUUUCUGUCAAAAAAAACACAAUGUAAAUAAGUUUUAAUAUAUUUUAUUGCCCUUUUUAAAGAAAGUAAAAAGGAAAAAAAAAGCUGCAGUAUCCCUUUUUUCAUGGGUUUGUGUGUGUGUAAAUACGAUCUUCUGACUGUCUUGUGGAAGGUGCAGUGUUGACUUUUUUUUAGAUUAUGUUGCUCAGGCAAGCAGGAUUCUGUGUGAUGAUCAUGUUGCAGCGAUAUCAAUGUGCAUUCAAGUCUUCUGUCACCAAAACACCCACAAAACACACAAAAAACAGCCAAGGAUGAACAAAUCUAAAUGUUAAUGCACAUAAAAAAACUAAUCUCCUAUAAUUUCAUGUCUGACUUUGACUGACUGCUAAGAGAAAUGUGUUCCUAUCAGAUUAUAUCAAAUAUUAGACGUCUGUAAGCAUACCAAAAAAAAAAAAAAAAAAAAACCUACUAAAAAUCAUUGCUUUGCUUUAGUUAGGAGCAAAAAUCGCUCAUUGCCGCCAACGUCACUGUGGAAGCUAUGUGGACAAUGCAGCUUGAAUGCACUUUGUUUUUCGACUCCCUCGUGAUAGAAAUCUGUUGAAAGAGGAGUUAACCCACUAACUGAAGAAUGGUGCUAUCAGUAAUUUAGCCAGACAUGUGUCUCAUGAUCAACCCAGUUUGUGUGGUCCACAUGCGAUAGUGUAGCUUCAGGCCUUUUUACGGCCACAAAGAGUUUUAACCUGUUUCACAUGUAGCAGCCAUAAUGUUGUGAUGUCAGAGCUGAUGUCAUUAGGAUGGGACACCGGUACAGCGGGGGGAUGGAUGGAGUGGCAUCACCUGAAUCAGGUCACCUGGACUCCCUCCGUGGCUUUACCAAAGGAUGGUCACCCCCCAUCCCCUUUUUCGUUGUUUUCUGGGGUCUCUCUCCACAGCUCAUCAGGGCCUGCUGUUUAUUAACGGCUACCUCUUUGCCCUGUCAGAGACCCCCAAGAAGAAACCAAAAGGGAGAUGACCGGACACUUGUAGAGAAGAGCAACAUGUAACAACCUUUUUUUCUAUCUCUUUUUGAUUAAAAAAAUCUAUAAAUAGUUUUAAAAAGGUGCAAAUGUCACCAUGAUGUGAACUCUUCAAGACUCUUGCUUUGGACGGAUGAGACAAUCCCACCGCUACACACUCGAAGGGGAAGGGAUUCAGAGCUCCACAGUAUGAGGACACGGGGGUCCAACGUGUCCAGGAAGUCAAAUCAAUCAUGAACUUGAUCUUUUUUUCUGUGUGCUUUGUAUGUCGUGCCGUGGUGAACAUAUCCUCAGCCGAGGCUUUCAGCUCCAGACGAUGCAGCUGCAGAGAAAAAGGAAACUGUAGCGUGGACUCAAAACAAACUAUGUUGCACUGAGAAAUAUAUUUAAGAGGUUAAAGUGUUUAUUAUGUUCAUUUACAGAAAAAAAAGGAAAAAAACUGAAAGUCAAACACAAAAAAAACACAUGUUCAUUUCAUCUUUUUUAUAUAUAGUUUCAGAUUGUCUCUUAUUACUGAAAUAAUCUGAAACGUAAAAGAUAUUGAGAUGUUUUCAUUACUGAAAAAGACAUAAUAGAUUUUUCAACAGUAAUGUCGCUCUACAUGUACAUCCCAUAAUAUGCUUCGUUUUGUACUGUCAUUCAGAUUUUGUGUAGAUUUUUCCUUCCCUUUUUUUUUUUUUUUUUUACAAGAAGAAAAUAAUAUUUUUUAUUUUCACUACUGCUUCUGUGAUUUGCUGUUGUAGAGAAAAAAAACAGAAUAAACAGCAAAAGCCUUAAAAUGCAUUGGGUAUAAAUGUGUUGUGAUGUAGAUAUUAAACUCCAACAUGUUUCUUUUCCUACUCUGGUGAGGACCCACGUCACGGCCCUGCUGUAAAGGGUUAACCAGACUUUGAAACAUCUGUUUUAAGCACUGAAGUAACAUGAGAGCGGCGCUACAGCAGGACUGUGAUGUAACCAGGAACAUUGUGUCUAGUCUCUGUCUUACAGCCGUUUGCUUUCCAAAGAUACAAUAAAACUUUGUCUUGAUAUGAA